This is a messenger RNA of Aspergillus novofumigatus IBT 16806, 763 nucleotides long. Its product is annotated as DUF952 domain-containing protein. The record is from RefSeq and is a predicted model, not a curated record. The transcript is spliced from 2 exons. NCBI's taxonomy places the organism in Eukaryota, Fungi, Ascomycota, Eurotiomycetes, Eurotiales, Aspergillaceae. The coding region runs from base 254 to 655 and encodes 133 amino acids.
AUCAUGUUCUGAUUACGUUCGUAAUUCCAUGAUGAAUCUAAAAUAUCAAUUAUCGUCAACGAUCCGAAUUCGCGGAGUUGAGUCCAUUACCCGUCGUUGACAAUAUCCACCGAUGAACCAGUAGUAAGAGACCCCGCCUGUCCAUCGGACCGGAAUAUAUUAUUGUACACUGAACAUUAAUCUUUUGAACACUCAACACUUACCUGUUUAUGAACGAUAAGAAUCGAAGAGGAUUUAUCAGACCAACAUCACAAUGGCACAGUCGUUACCAUUCUACCUCUACAAACUGGUUCCCUCUUCGUCUCCUGUCCGGGAGCCACUUCCUGAGCGCUUACCCGUCAGCGAACUCGACCAGGAGUCGGGCUUCAUCCAUCUGUCAACCGCCUUGCAGAUUCCCAACACAUUGAAAUACUUCUUCAAGGACGAGCCGUUAGUCUAUGUGCUGCGUAUAGAAUUCGAGCGAGUCAUGGCCGACAUUAGAUGGGAGUCGCCAGAUGCAAAGGUUUGUGGGCCGCGACCCGAUGAAGGCCUUUUCCCGCAUCUAUAUAACGGGCUGAAGCUGGGAAAACACGAGGUUGAGAGUAUUGCGGUCUGGACGAAUGAGGCUGGGUGGGACAAGGCAAUAUCACAGACGAAACCAUGGCUUUUGUAUUAAAAUCAGAACGAGUUGGUCAAUUACGAUGCAGACUAUGUUUGACAUGUCCAAACUCCUCCUGGAGAUCUCUCUGCUUAAUCACCCAAGGGAUAACAAUGCAUGACCUGC